AUGUCCUUCUACGUCGCCCCCAGCCAGCAGCGCACUCUCCGCGCCUGCAUGGUGUGCUCGCUCGUUCAACUGCACAGCAAAUUCAUGCGCGAAGGCUGUCCCAACUGCGACAAUGUCCUCGGCCUCCGCGGCAACAACGACGCGAUCCAAGAAUGCACGUCGCAGGUCUUCGAGGGCCUGGUGACGCUCCGCGAUCCCACAACGAGCUGGGUGGCUAGGUGGCAGAGAUUGGAUAGUUAUGUGCCGGGGACGUAUGCGGUUAAGGUUACGGGAUCGGUGAGUACUCUCGCCCACCCAUACUGA
Molecule: messenger RNA, 303 nt
Organism: Aspergillus niger
Lineage: Eukaryota; Fungi; Ascomycota; Eurotiomycetes; Eurotiales; Aspergillaceae
Exons: 2
Coding region: 1-303 (100 amino acids)
Biological process (GO): chromatin organization; regulation of transcription elongation by RNA polymerase II; mRNA processing
Cellular component (GO): DSIF complex; nucleus
Molecular function (GO): RNA polymerase II complex binding; zinc ion binding
Source: RefSeq, a predicted model, not a curated record